AUGGAGUGGGUUGCUGCUGACAAUACUAAGGUAGUAGGUACAUUCCCACCCCGCAGCAGCAACAGAAAACCGGGGUGGACUGGCUACAUCGAGAAAGACACAGCAGGACAAACAAACAUAUACUCUGUCGAGCCUGCAGUGUAUAUUGCGGAAAGUGCAAUAAGCUCGGGAACUGCAGGCUCCUCAGCUGACGGCUCGGAGAACACUGCGGCCAUUGUUGCCGGCAUUGCCCUAGUAUCACUUGCAGCCGCUUCAUCUAUUCUUAUCCAGGUGGGCAGUAAACCGGCAGCUGUUGUCCCGCCACCUCAAUACUCGGGUCCCUCCCUCACCUACUACAUCAACAAGUUCAACAUUCCCGAGACCGAAACCCAACAGCUGCUCGAGGAGACAAUACCAUCACUCAGCCCAACUGCCUCGUAG
Messenger RNA from Striga hermonthica, 420 nucleotides. The record is from the annotation of a GenBank genome assembly. Lineage: Eukaryota; Viridiplantae; Streptophyta; Magnoliopsida; Lamiales; Orobanchaceae.